AUGGAAAGCCUGCGCGAGCUCACCGGCCUGAACCCGCACGAUUUGGUCUCGGAGGAGGACCUGGUGCUGGUCAAGCCCCACGAGCCCCUGCCGUGGCUCGAGCCUCUUCCCAACGGGGUCAGCGUCCACCGCGACGGGACUUACCUGCGCCUGAGUAGAGACGCGCUGGUGGCUCGACACAAGGCAGGAUGUCUGGGCAAGAUGAGCGCCCAGGUCGCGGUGUUUGCGGGCUGUCCCCGCUUUUGCUGCUCGAGUCGCUUCCAGGAGGCCGCGGCGCAGCUGUGCUCACGCGCCGCCACCGUGGUUCUGGUUCACAACUUGAAUGCCCUGCCAGAUCUGGUCGCCCUGUUCCCGUCGGCAGACGCCCUCUACCUGCUGCACGACGUCGCAGUGCACCAGCACUGGAAGCCCUCCAAGGAGGACGACGGGAUACCGCAACAGCGCCCUCUAGCCGACGGCGAGCUGGGUGACCAUGUGAAAAUUGGUAACCGGUAUCUAUCAGGUAUGCAACUGGAUCCCGUCCAGCUAGUUUAA
Rhipicephalus sanguineus (brown dog tick) is the source of this 534-nucleotide messenger RNA. RefSeq lists its product as uncharacterized. The transcript is spliced from 3 exons. Lineage: Eukaryota; Metazoa; Arthropoda; Arachnida; Ixodida; Ixodidae. The record is from RefSeq and is a predicted model, not a curated record. Bases 1 to 534 code for a protein of 177 amino acids.